AUGAAUGGUAGUUAUUAUUUGAUACAAAAUGUUCAACCUUCUUCGAAUGGUGUAGUCUAUGUACCAAUAUUGAAAUGGUCUGAUUCUAGCAAUUGGACACAAUAUGCAUUAUCAAAUGUUAUUGUGUGGCCUGGUAAUUCAUUAAUACCACCUACCGGUCAUGCAUUGAUUUCAAGUGUUAGCUUACGAAUCGGUGUUAUUGAAUCAUCUCCAUUCACAAUAAUCAGUUAUAUAACAGAUGAAAAAGGACAAACCACAACAAAGUUAAUUGGCUAUAUACCGGAUCUUAUUGAUCUUUUACAAACAAGAAUGGGUUUUACUCCUCAAAUUAUAUUAGCAUCCUCAAAUCAAACCUAUGAUGGAUUAAUCGAUUCAGUUGCAAAUGGCUUGUAUGAUUUGGUGAUAGGUGAUGUCACAGUUACGGCUAAACGAAGAAAAAUUGUCUCUUUUUCGAAUUCAAUAUUUGAUAAUUCUUUACGCAUCAUUGUUCGAAAAACAUCUCCUGUUAGUGUAGAUCUUGCAUCAUAUUUGAAGCCAUUCUCAUUGAGACUCUGGAUAGUUCUCUUGCUAUCUGUUAUCUAUGCUUCUGUUUUAGUGUAUCUACUAGAACGACAAGAUAACGAAUCAUUACAAGAUAGGUCAAUCAUUUCAUCACUUGCAAUGAGUAUAUGGUACUCUAUUGGUAAUGUUAUGGGAUAUGGUGCUGAUAUGCAACCUUCGACAGCAGCUGGACGAUUAUUAACUGUUGGUCUAUAUGUUUUAAGUGUAGUAUUAGUAGCAACAUAUACUGCGAAUUUAGCAGCUAAUCUAACUGUAUCUAAAUCUACGAAUAUUAUUUCUGGAAUUGAUGAUAUCAAAAACGGCAAGCUACUAUUUAGUCGCAUAGGUGUUCGUAUAGGUACAGCUGGUGAAGAUUACUAUUUACAAGAAAUUUCUCGACAGGAGCGAAAUUUUCAUCCAUUGGCAUCUAGGCAAGAGUUAUAUGACAGUCUACUCAAUGGUGUCAUUGAUGCAUCUUUCAUGGAUAUCGGUGUUGCAGAAUAUAUAACCAAUAAUGUAUAUUGUAAUUUGACUUUGGUUGGAGCAGAUUUUGAUAAGAGUAUAUUUGGUAUAGUUUUUCGUAAAAACUGGUUAUAUGAGCAAGAUUUAGAUGUAAAUAUAUUAUCAUUAAGAGAAUCAGGUGUUUUGGAUGAGUUAAAGAUGAAGUGGUUUCAAACAAAUAAUUGUCCUGAUUCAUCCAAUGCAUCGACUGUUACUUCUAUGAGCAUUGAAGCAAUGGCUGGAUUGUUUGUUACAUUUGCAGUUAUUAGUAUUCUGUCAUUAUUAUUAUUUGCAUGGACGAGAAGGCUUCUCAUAAAAGAUAUUCUAUUUAAAUUAAUGCAUCGAAAGGUUCCUUUAGUGAAACAAAAUGUUUCAAAUAGAAGAAAUUCAAGUAAAACUCGUAAAGUUUCACGAAUUUCGCAAUGA
This is a messenger RNA of Rotaria sp. Silwood2, 1467 nucleotides long. Lineage: Eukaryota; Metazoa; Rotifera; Eurotatoria; Philodinida; Philodinidae. The record is from the annotation of a GenBank genome assembly.